GGUACUGUACUGUUGCACAGCGGGGCAGCGACGGAGAUGACAGGCAAGAUCAACUGAGGUGCUCAGUUCACCCAGCCUUGCUAAGGUAGGUCAGGUACUAGUAGGUAGUUAGGUACAGUACCUAGGCACCCGUACUUUUAUUUUCAGUCCAUCGCGGAUCACGGCAAGAAGACAGGAAAAGGGACAGGAGAUGGGCAUAUGUUCCAGGAAAAGCACGGCCUCCUCAAGUUCAAGUUGUUCUCUACACAGUACAUUAAUGCAUCCAUACGUCGUGCCAACCCCCCUCCUCCUGCAAUCCCAUUUCCCAGCGCUCUUGACACCGGAAUCCAGGAUAUCUAGGGAGGUAGUUUAUACCAUGUCGUGCUGCUGCCCAACCAUCUCAGGUGGCCAUGGCAUGUUUGUAAGUCGAAGGGGGAACUCUCGUCCGAUGUACUGUAUCAGGCGAGGAGAUCGCCGCGAUCUGCAUCACAUCAACAAUGCAAUCGAGGUCUAUCGACAGUUCUCGUGUAUGUAUGUCGGUACUCAGGGAAUACAUUCUUACGACCUUGACCCGCACCAUAUCAUAGCUGAAACCACAAGGUCCCCACACUGGAAUCAGGAAAGGAAUCCCAAAAAUUCCAUCCUUUGUGGGGUUGAACGAGUUGAACCUUGCAGAACCCCUUCGGAAACCGGGCCCGGGCGAUGUGAUAUCGAGUAUGUGGGCAAGCCAUGUACUUGUACUUGUAUUCCAGCGUCGGUUAGCUUUCCAAAGGCUAGGUAAUCAUCAUGGGCUGCCCCAUGGGGAAUCCCUUGAUCUAGGGGUUUGGUGGUGUGGAGAACGAUCUCCUACCUAGUGUACGUCGGUGUACGCGGGCCACAGGAAGAUCAACAUGUGAACUUCGAUCUCUACCAGCAUGACGAAUCAGCAAAGAGGCCAAGAUGGAGAUAGGAUUCAGACUCAAAAGUACUUCAGGUCACCAUUUGUACGAGAAGGUUUGUGGCUUGAUGUCAUAUCUAUGUACUAAACCGGGGCGGAUGACUGAAG
Canariomyces notabilis is the source of this 1024-nucleotide messenger RNA. RefSeq lists its product as uncharacterized. Bases 257 to 760 code for a protein of 167 amino acids. The transcript has a single exon. The record is from RefSeq and is a predicted model, not a curated record. NCBI's taxonomy places the organism in Eukaryota, Fungi, Ascomycota, Sordariomycetes, Sordariales, Chaetomiaceae.